AUGGGUCACUUUAAACCUGUAAUAAAAGUACAAACAAAAACUCAAGUAUCACCAUCGAAUAGGACCUCGCUAUUGACUCCCCCAGACACUACAAAUAACACACCAAUUCCGCAUCCUGUUUCAUCAACGCAAAGUUUGUUUUCAAAUGACAAUAUUGAUACAAGUGCACCAAUAAAUCCGCCUCAUGAGUUAAUUUUAGAAGAGUCGAAUUUAGACAACCUAACCAAAGAUGAGAGUUUUAUGGAAUCCGAAAUACUUAAGGAGAAUGAAGAGAAAACCACCCCAAAUAUUACAAAUAUAAUUCCCGUAGAUGAUAUUGAUAAAGAUGGCGAAAAAUCAAAUAAUCAUGAAGACAUGCAAAAAGAAGAAAAAUUUCUAGAAGAUUCGGAGACCAUAAAAUCUACAACUGAUACAACAACGGAGAGAACGUUGAAGAAGCGCAGAUAUAAAACCGAAAGACGAAGAAAAAGUGAUGGUGUAAAUAAUGACGGAAAACCACAAAGAACAAAAAGAACAAGAUCUGCAAAAGAUAAAAAUACUCCUAAAAGACCUGGUAACUCUUGGCAUCAAUUUUCAAUGGUUAAAAGAAAAGAAUUUACGGAGAAACACCCGAACUUGGAUUUUGUUGGAAUUAACAAGUUAUUGAGCAAGGAAUGGAAAGGAAUGUCCAAUGAAGAAAAAAAGCCCUAUUAUCAAAUUGCUGAAGACGCAAUGAAAAAUUAUGAAGAAAAAUUAAAGAUGUACAAUGACUCGAUCAAAGGAAAUGGAGCCACGGUCCCUGGGGAAGUUCAAGUGCUUAAUGCACCACAUGAAAUAAAUCAAGUUCCCCAAUAUCCUGAUUUUAAAUCCAUGCUAGGUUCUCCGAUUUCAUUUGGUCCAUUUGGAUCUGAAUUAGAAUUGGGUCUUCCAACAAGUGAAGUUGCGAGCGAGACUGAAGAGCAAGAUGAAAAUUCACUACAUAACCCUUCAAUUUCAAAUGAAGACCAAAAUGCUACAAUCAAACAAUUGUUAAAAAACUCUGUUCUUGAAUUUAAUUAUAUUCCUUCUCAGCAAGUGCAGGUGCAAAAUUUUCCAUCUUCAAAUCCAUCAAAGUUUCAACCGGUUGGGGAAUCUACCCAGACUUCAUCUUUAGUUGAUAAAGAGAAAUCGCAAUCAGGUUCAAUGCCGCCUCCACCUAUUUCACGUCAAAACUCACAAAUAAUGUUAAACCAAGAACAAGUAAUGUCUUGUGCACAACAGAAAACUUGUAGUCAGGUGAAUUCUCAGUAUGUUAAGGCGGCGCAACAAUAUUUCGUGGCGCCGCAAACGCAAGACAUGGCAGAGCAACCAACGUUCCGAGUGAAUAUGACACAAUUCGAAGGACAUUCAUUAUCCAACCAAUCUUCUCUAAUGGACAGUCGGAAAUGUGAAAUGUCUCGACCGCCUCUAAAAGAAAUCACGAAUAAUUUUGAUCAAAACACGUCACUUCAACGAGUCCCGAAUGCAGAUGAUCAAACAGUGGCAAGCCAAAUAGUUGGGCUUCAAAGUUCAAAAGUAGUGUUGCCCUCAUCACCAAGCGUGACGAGUCAACAGAUACCAAACGCACUUUCUCAGAAUACACAGGAACGCACAUUUAGUAACAUGUCACUCCAAUCAAGUGAUCAUCCAAUGAUGAAGAUAAAGCAGGAGCGUCACGUAGAUACAGAAAUGGCACCAGUGAUGUCACAAGUGCAACAAUUUCCUCAGACGGUAUGGCAGCAACCUAAUACUCAGCAAAUGCUUUCUUCUCAGUCAGUUAUGGCACAACAGAUGCAACAAUUUCCAAUGUUAUUACAACAAAGUGUUCAACAAUUUCCUUCUCAGGAUGUAAUGUUCCGACAGUUAAACUCUCAGAAUCUAGUGUUGCAACAGCCAAUGUGGCAAUCAAAUGUACACGUUCCUCCUCCAACCCUGCCUAUACUAUUCUCACAGCCAACUAAUGAUAAUGGACAGAUGCUGUAUCAACAAAAUUUAUCAUUAAUGCAUCUACCGGCUCAAAUGAUCCCUACACAACAAAUAGGCUCUCACUACCAUCAGACAGUUCCGCAAACGCCUAUCAUGAAUCAGUCGAUGUAUAACCAAUGGAAUAACAAUUUGCAAAUGGAUAUCAAUCGUGCAACUCCACAAAUCCAGAGAAAUUAUCAAAUGAAUUGGCCCGGAUAUUAA
Molecule: messenger RNA, 2184 nt
Organism: Acaulospora morrowiae
Lineage: Eukaryota; Fungi; Glomeromycota; Glomeromycetes; Diversisporales; Acaulosporaceae
Source: the annotation of a GenBank genome assembly